CAUGGUUUUGAAAGUUUGCGAAGGUACGUCAUUUACUGCUGAAGUGUCAAACUUGAUGGAAGUAUGAAUGAUACCUCUCACAAAUUUCUCAAUGUUACUGAUGGUUGCACAGAAUGUUCUAAUUUUUCUGGAGAAUCGGGAGAUGAUGUGGUCAGAGAUUUCAAAAAAUUGGACAUAACGACCCCAGAUGAUGAUGAUGAGGACUUUAAUGAAGCAACACAAACUAUAGUGAAUCAUUCUCAUGAAAAUGCCAUGAAAAAUGAGAUCUCUGCUCCGUACGAGUUACCACAUUUUCCUAUUGAAGUCUAUGAAACAAGAAAGGCAAUACAAAAGAAACUCUGUCCCAGGGUGCAGAAGGAAUUGGAAGAGAAGAAAAGUAUCCUCGGAACAGAACCAGAUGAAGAUUUCUUGUCCCAAAUAAAUGAGUUUGAUUAUGUGCCACAUUAUCAAAGAGUUGCUGUUAGUGGAGAAGACACUUCUGGGGUUCCACCAGAAGAUCUUAAACAAGCUGCUCAAUUGAUUCAAGAAGCCUUGAAGUUACGUCAACAGUACAUGCAUUAUGCCAAGCAGUCAUUCCCCUCUGUAACUGCAAGAUUCUUAAAACCUUUGUCACCUGAACAACUUUCUAGUCCCGUUGAUAGUUUUCAAGAUUUUGUUGUAGAUGAAAAAGAUCCUUGGAAAGCUGAUUUUCCAGAAGACCUCAAUUAUGUUCUCAAUACAGAGGAGGGAGUAAUACAAGUGUACAGAACGAAGGAAGAUGUAGAAGAUGGGAGACGCCUUGAUUACUCAUUUCCAUCUUUGACCACUUUUGUGAAGGACAUGCAUUUAAUUUGUGCAAUGAUUACAGAUGGACCUCUGAAGUCCUUCUGCUAUAGACGUUUGAGUUACUUGUAUUUAAAGUAUCAACUUCAUGUACUACUGAAUGAAAUGACAGAGCUUACAGCUCAAAAAGCUGUUCCACAUCGAGAUUUUUACAACAUAAGAAAGGUUGAUACUCAUGUUCAUGCUGCAUCUUGUAUGAACCAGAAGCAUCUGUUACGUUUUAUUAAAAGAACCAUGAAAAAGUAUGCACAUGAAGUUGUAUGCUCGACAAAAGGAAAAGCGCUAACUUUGUGUAAGUGGAUGAAAUCCGAUACAGAAGUGACUGAAAUCAUGACAUCUCAAGUGUUUGAAUCUCUGAAUUUGACUGCUUAUGAUCUCAGUGUUGAUGUUUUGGAUGUCCAUGCUGAUAGAAAUACAUUUCACAGAUUUGACAAAUUCAAUGCAAAAUACAAUCCUAUUGGAGAAAGUCGAUUGCGGGAAAUCUUUUUGAAGACUGAUAAUUAUGUUGAAGGGAAGUACUUUGCUCAUAUACUUAAAGAAGUCCUUAGUGAUUUAGAGGAGAGCAAAUAUCAGAAUGCCGAACUGCGUCUAUCUAUUUAUGGUCGCAACAGAGAAGAGUGGGACCAUCUUGCCCAAUGGGCGGUAAAACAUAAUGUGUUCUCCAACAACAACAGAUGGGUUAUUCAAAUACCUCGCUUAUAUGAUAUCUAUAAGUCUAACAAGUUGGUGAAGAACUUCCAGGAGAUAUUGGAGAAUAUUUUCAUGCCUUUAUUUGAAGUGACAAACAAUCCCAAAAGUCAUCCAGAACUUUAUAUGUUUUUAAAAUAUGUGACAGGAUUUGAUUCUGUUGAUGACGAAUCAAAGCCAGAGAAUCCAAUGUUUGAUAAAGAUGUCACUCUUCCUUCAGCGUGGGAUGAAGAAGACAAUCCUGCUUACAAUUACUAUUUGUAUUAUACUUAUGCCAAUAUGUGUGUUUUAAAUUGCUUCAGAAAGGAAAGAAAAAUGAAUACUUUUGUACUUCGACCACAUUGUGGUGAAGCUGGUCCUGUUCAGCAUUUAGUUGGAGGUUUUCUUUUGAGUGAGAAUAUUUCUCAUGGUUUACUUUUAAGAAAGGUCCCGGUGUUACAGUAUUUGUACUACCUUUCGCAAAUAGGCAUUGCCAUGUCUCCAUUGAGUAAUAACUCUUUAUUUUUAAACUAUCAUCGAAAUCCUUUGCCUGAAUAUCUUAGCAGAGGAUUAUGCAUUUCCUUGUCAACAGACGAUCCUCUGCAGUUUCAUUUUACAAAAGAGCCUUUAAUGGAAGAGUACAGCAUAGCUGCACAAGUCUGGAAACUCAGCAGUUGUGACAUGUGUGAAUUGGCUAGAAACAGUGUUCUAAUGAGCGGUUUCCCACUUUCAGUUAAAAAACAUUGGCUAGGACCAAAUUGCAUGAAAGAAGGAAUAGCAGGCAACGAUAUAACUCGCACAAACGUACCAGAUAUCCGUGUGGCUUAUCGCUCUGAAACUUUGCUGGAAGAACUUUCAACGAUAUUUAGUGCUCUUACUACUAAUGAUGAUGCAUCUUCAUCUGUUUUGUCAGUGAAAUAAAUAAGUACUUAUUUACUUAAGUGUAAAAAUAUAAAGAAUUAUGAUACCUCUUUCAUUAAAAAUAGGUUUAUUUUAUUCAAACUGUGUGAAAAUGUGCUUAUAGUAAACAUCUUUUUCAGUACUUAAAGAUGAAUUGAAAACCAAUUUCAAUUCAGAUUAAGAGCAAAGUGAAGUAUUUUACAUAAAUAACAGAUAUGCUUAAAAUAAUUCAACAGGGUUGCCACGAAAGUUCAAGAAUGAAAUUCCCUGACAUUUCCAGGUGGUUUUGAGAAAAAUUCCAGGUUAUUUGAUGACCACUUUCUUUUUGCAACAUUAACAUAUACAUCUCAAAUUUUGAUAAAACUUACCUCUUUUUCAAACUUUACAAACAAUGGUUGCCAAAUUUAAUUUACUCAAGCUGAAAGAAUCAAAAAUAUGUACUAACAAAAGUGAAACAAAUCCCUAUGAUAAAGAAUUAUGAAAUAAUGUAAAUGUAGCACAUAUUCUUUUCAAUCCAUCCCGAGGAGCCGCUGCCUAACAUCAAGUGGAAGGAAGGGCCAAAUAAGCAAUUGUGACAUCUGUAUCACAAAAAAAUAAAGUUAAUUGCUGAUAAUAGCCUGAACUAAAAACUUAUGAAAUCGAAACUUUUCCAAUUAUUGCCCCACCCCUCCCCCAGUCCAGUACAUUCACUGCACUUAUAGACUUUGGCCUGAGAAAAAAAUCAGCAUCUUUUAGCUCGACGUAUUUCCUCUAUUUGUUGCUUAUAAAGCAGGGUUGCCCACCCCUAAUAUUUCCGAACCCCUUUGCGCUUUUUUUAUUUUUAACCCUUUUUUUUUAAUACUUUUUAUUUACCUAUUUAUUUUUGAUUAUUAUUAUUUUAAAAGUAAAGUUCUGCACUCCACUAACGAAAUACACACACAAAAUAAAUAAAGUAAAAUAAAAUAAGUAAUUAAAAAAAAAAAUAAAUCAAUAAAUGAAUUUGAAUCAAUAAACAAAUUUAAGUAAAUGAAAAAUCCCCCUAAAAACUUUGAUGGUGCAGCUUGCGCUGUAAUUCCCCUGUGGACACCCCUGUCAUAACGUAAAAUUUUGAGCAAUGAUUGCAAAAUUCUCUAUGUGCAGAUUUUUAUUUUUAAAUUGGAUUACUUUUUAUUUUGAAAGAAAGAAGCACAUUGGAACAGUCAUUAAAGAUCACUACCAAAAUACUAAAAGAUUAACGAUACUCCUGUAAAAAGGAAACUUUCUAAAUUUAAAUUGUCUGAGCUAAAUUUACAGAACAAAACUGUUUAGAGGAAAACGAUUUCAUAAAUUAAAUUUAAAGAAAUAAUAUAAAACAUGAAAAGAUUAUUGCAGCUCAUUAAGAACUUCUGACCCACCACUCACAGACAAAACAAUCUGCAGACUCGCAGACAAAACAAUCUGGCGUACUCAGCCAUGGUGCGCCAAUAACAGAGAGUUGAUAAAAAGAACUUCAAGGGGAAGGAGAAAGUCGGAACUACAAAACGAGGAAUGGCAGCAGGAAAGAUAAGGAGGAAAGAAAUUAUUCUUAACAUUACAUAUAAUGCUGCACUAACUAAGAGCUAGCUAAGAAUAAUCGGAAAGUAAAACAAAAUCCCCUGACAUUUCCAGAAAUGUAUUAUUUUUCAUUUCCCCCGCCCAUUUUCGGCCAUUUCAUUUUCCCCGACAAUUCCAGGUUUUCCCGGUGCGUGGCAACUCCUGUUCAAUUGCAAAAAAUGCUCAAAAUUUUUAAUUGUUUGUGAUAACAUAAUGACAUGAAUAUGAUACUUGUUAAAAUUUGUUCAGAAUUUAUAUUUUAUAGCUAAAAGAAAACAGAUUAUCUCAUCAGUUUGUAAAGAUUUUGUAGAAAGUAUACAAAAGGGAUCUCUAUAUACAACUUAAAUAUACAUUUUACACGUUUGAAAUAUCUUCAAACUAAAUAAAAUUAGAAAAAUGUUUGCAAUGUUUUUUUUUUUUUUUUUUUCAAUUCAACAAUUUUGAAGUUGAUAAAUUCAAGCUGAGAACCCUCAGUCAUUUUAUGUCAUUGAAAAUAUGUCAAGCAAAAAUUGUUUUUUAAAGAACUCAAUUUGCGUAAACAUUAUUUAGAAUUUGCAAUACUUUUGUUCAAAUACAGACAAACAGGUAGAAUUAUAAUUUUAUCUCAUUGAAGUUAUUUUGCAACUCAUCAUUACCAAAUCUCAACAUUUAUUUUCAAUUAAAUUUUCAAAUUCAAACUGCAUUAAAUUAAAAUUUAGUUUAGUAGGUGUAUAAAAUUUUAAAAAAGCUAUUAAUAUGAGUUUAAGUGUUCACAAUAUACACAUUUUAUAAGAGAAAAAAAUCUGAAAAUUUAUUAAUUUCCAAAAAGUUCAAUUUGAUUUUUCUUUUGGUUUUAAGCUUAAAACCUCGCUUAGUAAAAAUCCUUAAUGUUUCCUAUUUAAUUCAUGAAGCUAGUUGGAAUUAUAAAGACGGUAGCAACUAUAUAUUACUUUGAUUUAGAAGCUUUGAAAUAUGAGCUGAUUAAUAUGUUGUACUAACUAAAUACUCAUGUACCAGUGUUGAAUUUUGAGCAUCAAGUUCAAUAUUGAUAGUUGCCAUACUGACAUGAGUUAUUUAAAACUAUUUACUAACUGCAGUUUAGUUUGAAUGCAUACAAACUCAAGUCCUGACAUGUAUAUAUUUUAUGGGGGGAAACAAGUUUAGAAGACCGAAAUUUUAGUUUUUCGUGAUUUUUUUUAACAGGGAAGGAUUAAUCUGAAUUUGUUCAAGCUUACAGGAUAUUUUAUUCAUCUUUUGAAGUACACUGUAAUUUUUUCAAGUAAUUUCCACUAGAAAUAGUGGAGUUAGAGACUUGUCCAUGGGGGGUCCCCAUCAAAGCUUAUUGCUGGUGGGCAUUACCGAAGCCAAUUUUUAUCUGUAAUCAUUGCAAUUUUCUUUUUCGUUAACAACAUAUUUCCUAAGAAUGUGAACCUAUUUGUUACCAAACAAGUUGAAAAUUCCAUAUUUUUGAGGUGUUUGAUUACAAUGUCAUGUUUUUCUACUUUUUUUGCACAUUCCUUGCAUUAAAAAAAUAUUUUUAAUUAUAAUAUCAUCCCAGAGUUAGGUUCAUAUAGAUUUAAAGAAUAUUUACACAAAUUUUCAGAACAAUUGGUGAACUCUUCGAGCUAGAAUGCCCACCAGUUAAAAAAAAAAAGUUGGUUCGAGAAAAAAUAGUUUGGAAAAAGUGUGUGAACGUUUUUUCAAAUCUCCACAGCCAUUUAAGUGCUCACAGCAUCAGAACUAAUCUUGAAUUUUCCACUGAAAUUUUGGCAACAUGUUCUUGAAAAAUUUCACUAACAUUUUAUGACAUUUAAAAAAAAUGAUUUUUUGGCCCGACUAAACUGGUUUCCUGCCUGAAUUAGUUAUAAAAAUAUCACUUGGGAGUACUUCUUUAUUGUUACUAGAUAUUGCAGUUUUUCUGGAAAAACUGCAGAUUAUGAUUUUUAAAAAUACUAAUACUCUGUUUUUAACUUAUUGUUUGAUGGCUCAGUUCAAUAUGUCAUAGUAUGCAAGAUUAAUUUGAUGCCAAAGACAAUGCAUUUAUUUAUUAUGCUACUUUUUUUUCAUUUUAUAUCAUGAAUAUGCAUGUUGAUCAUUUUUUUAAUAAUGUUUUUGUAAUUGUAAACCACUUAAAAUACUGUUUUUCCCUCUUCCUAUAAAAAAAAGAAUAUGCUAGUAACAGCUAAAAACUUUAAAUAGCUGCUUAAUUUACUUUUUUAUUCAAAUAUUUGUAAAAAUGUUUUUUAUAUUUACCAACUAUUGUGCAUGUUUAAUAAAGUAUAUCUUGUUGGUAAAAGCUUUAUUUGAAUAAUAUUUAUUUGUAAAUGAUUUGCAAAUGAAAUUAAAUUAUUGAAAAUAUUAAUGGAUUUUUUUCUUUUGUUAAGAAUUGAAUAUAAAUGCACAAAAAAACUGAAUAAAUGGAAAUUUGAACAGAAGGCAAAACUCAAAAUGAGAGUAAGAUUGAUCUGUUAGUAAAAAUCAAGUUUUUCUCUAAUUAGAUUGCAUAAUUUGGUUAAAUUGUUUCUUUAUUAUGUAUAAAAGUGUUGUACUUACCAAGCAUUCAAAAUGAAUAUUUUAAAGCUGAAGGGUUUUUUUUUUCUUUCUUUUGACG
This is a messenger RNA of Uloborus diversus, 6529 nucleotides long. Its product is annotated as AMP deaminase 2-like. The coding region runs from base 64 to 2409 and encodes 781 amino acids. The transcript has 19 exons. Gene Ontology annotation, biological process: AMP metabolic process; IMP salvage. NCBI's taxonomy places the organism in Eukaryota, Metazoa, Arthropoda, Arachnida, Araneae, Uloboridae. The record is from RefSeq and is a predicted model, not a curated record. Gene Ontology annotation, molecular function: AMP deaminase activity. Gene Ontology annotation, cellular component: cytosol.